Molecule: messenger RNA, 2232 nt
Organism: Sinocyclocheilus rhinocerous
Lineage: Eukaryota; Metazoa; Chordata; Actinopteri; Cypriniformes; Cyprinidae
Product: RAB6A-GEF complex partner protein 1-like
Exons: 16
Coding region: 381-2231 (616 amino acids)
Biological process (GO): retrograde transport, endosome to Golgi; intracellular protein transport
Cellular component (GO): Golgi membrane; cytosol; Ric1-Rgp1 guanyl-nucleotide exchange factor complex
Molecular function (GO): protein binding
Source: RefSeq, a predicted model, not a curated record
AGCAGAUCGGGGAUAAAUAAGAGACUAAAGAUGGCGACGGUGGAGGAUUCAUGGGACAAAUUCGGAUCCAAAACUUCUCUUUGGAUUACAGAGUCCAGCGAUCCAGUCGCGCAGUGAGAGCCGCGAAACCCCGCGACACCGAGCCGAGGCCCGGUUCUGCUUCCGCGGCUCCGUUACAGGGCUUUUCUUCUCUUGCAGCAGCAGCAAAUAAAGCGGAUUUUGUACUCAGAUCGUCAGAACCGACGCCGGAUCCCGCUGAUAUGAUCCCGGACUGAAUACGAACCCGAGUCGAACUGUUGUUUGGUUCUGGUGGAUGGAGGCCUCUGGAGGGAGUCUGUCCGUCCCGGUGUCGCAGUGAUUUGGGUCGGAACCGGAUCGUGAUGUAUUUUCUGAGCGGCUGGCCGCGGAGGCUCCUCUGCCCGCUCCGGAGCAGCGAGCGGCCCUUCCUGAUCGAGCCCAGCGCGCAACGCUUCUACCUGGCGGUGCUGUCCGAGACCCAGAUCAGCAUCUGGUCCAGCCGGCCCAGCGUGUUGAUCGUCAGUUAUAUCGAGUCUGGGAAAGCAGCCGCACAGUUCGGCUUCUAUCAGCAGGUGGAAUGGAAGCCCGACGACUCCAUGAUCGCAGUGGCGGCUGCGAAUGGUUACGUCCUGCUGUUCGACAUCAUCGGAGGCACUGAUGAGAAGUACCUGUACGAGCCCGUCUAUCCCAAGAGCAGUGCUCGUGUUAAGGUGACUCCGGGUUAUAAAGAGGAACAGUGCGCUCCAGCUCUGACCUUAGAGAUGAAGAAACCCGUCGACCUGGAGGCUCCAAUCAGCUGUCUGCAGACGCUGCAGGAGGAUCUGUUAGUGGCGACAGCAGACGGUUACCUGCACAUGCUGCACUGGGACAGCGUGAGUAACGGCCGGAGAGCGGUCAACCUGUGCACCAUCCCGUUCUCCCUCGACCUGCAGUCCUCCAGAGGAGGGCCGUGUUUGGAUCUGGACGGUGUUCACAUUCGGGAUAUGGAGUAUUGCAAUACGCUGGAUGGGUUUGCUGUCGUAUUUGAUGACGGGCGACUGGGAUUCAUAACACCAACCGCAAACAGACUCGCCACAGACCAGCUGCAGGGCGUUUGGGCCGCAGACGUCUCUGAUGGCACGUGUGUCGCCGUCAACAACAAAUACAGACUCAUGGCCUUCGGAUGUGCAAGCGGGUCAGUGUUGGUGUACAUGAUUGACAGCUCCACAGGAUCGAUGCAGCUCUCUCAUAAACUGGAGUUAACCCCGAAACACUACCCAGAUAUCUGGAAUAAAACGGGGCCUGUGAAGAUGAUCCGCUGGUCUCCGGACUGCAGUGUUGCCAUGGUGACGUGGGACUGUGGCGGUCUGUCUCUGUGGAGUGUGUUUGGAGCUCAUCUCAUCUGCACACUCGGGGAGGACUUUGCCUAUCGCUCAGACGGCACUAAGAAAGAGCCUCUGAAGAUCAGCUCUAUGAGCUGGGGUGUGGAGGGAUACCAUCUGUGGGUGAUCGGCAGCACGGACCCGACUCCUGUUCCUGAUGGAGCGGAAGGAGAUGAGAAACUCCAGCAGGCCGGGAUUCUGCAGUUUCAGUUCAUCAAGAGCGCGCUGACCGUCAACCCGUGCACGAGUAAUCAGGAGCAGGUGUUGCUCCACGGGGAGGAUCGUCUGUAUCUGACCUGUGGAGACCCGACUCAGGCUCACAGUGUGCCGGAUAAGAGCCCGUCGCGGGACAGUGGUGGCAGUCCACUGCACCGGCCGUCAGCGUCCACCCCUCUCUCUCAGGGUCUCAGCACUUUACUGGGCCACAAGCACUGGCAGGUGGUUCAGAUUCACAGCACAUAUCUAGAGACAAACUGGCCCAUCAGGUUCGCAGCUAUAGACUGGUCUGGUCAGUGUGUGGCCGUAGCUGGCCGCCGUGGAAUUGCACAUUACUCCUUAUAUACCAGGAAGUGGAAACUGUUCGGUAACGUCACGCAGGAGCAGAAUAUGACGGUGACGGGAGGCCUCGCGUGGUGGAACGACUUUGUCGUUGUUGCCUGUUACAAUUUCAUUGACCGGCAGGAAGAGCUGAGGUUAUACGUGCGCUCGUCUAACCUGGAUAACGCAUUUGCCAGCGUCACUAAACUUCACGCCGACACGCUGCUGCUGAACGUGUUUCGUAACGUGGUGAUUCUGUUCCGGGCCGACUGCUCCAUCUGCCUGUACAGCAUCGAGAGACGGCACGACAGGUGAA